AUAUAUGUUGUAUGUGGAUGUGCAGUGUUGCAGCAGCAGUAGCAGCAGCAGCUCGCCACGUUGGAAGUACACAAGUACAGACUUUAAUAAGUGUAGCUGACGGAUGGAUGCGGUGUCUGUGAGUUGGUGGAUAUUCGCCUGAUUUCCCAUUUUUUUAGUGUCCGCUGCCAAACUACGAGAGAUAAAAUGAAGGUGAAGGAACUACACAAAACUGUGAAUGUGGCGUGGUCGCCGCUAGCCCAGUAUCCAAUUUUGUUAGCAGCAGGUACUGCUGCCCAGCAAUUGGAUGCCAGUUUUGAUACCAAUGCAAGCUUGGAUUUGUACUCGCUUAACCUGCAACAGCCAGGUUAUGACAUGCAACUCAAUGUUAGCGUGCCAAGUGACCAAAGGUUUCAUAAAAUAAUUUGGGGAUCCUAUGGUAACAAUCCAGCUGGCAUGAUUGUUGGUGGCUGUGAUUAUGGAAAAAUCAAAAUUUAUUCUGCUGCAAAAAUGCUGGCUAAUGACGGCAAUUGUUUAAUCAGCAGUCCAGAAAGACAUAAAGGCCCUGUCAGAGCAAUGGACUUUAAUCCAUUCCAGCCUAAUUUGCUGGCAACUGGAGCAACAGAAAGUGAAAUUUAUAUUUGGGAUCUUAAUAACACAAAUCAACCAAUGACUCCUGGUUCUAAAAGUAUGCCUGCUGAAGAUGUGCAACAUAUAGCAUGGAAUAAGCAAGUACAGCACAUACUUGCAUCAACCUUUUCACAACGCUGUGUUAUUUGGGAUCUCAAAAAAAAUGAAGCCAUCAUAAAACUAACAGAUGUAAAUUCAAGAGUAAGAUGGAAAUCAGUGCAAUGGCAUCCGGAUGUAGCUACACAACUUUGCCUUGCUUCCGAAGAAGAUCAGAGUCCAAUCAUUGAGUUAUGGGAUUUGAGAUUUGCAACCUCACCAUUAAAAACUUUGCAAAAUCAUCAAAGAGGAGUUCUUUCUAUUGCUUGGAAUCCUCAUGAUUCAGAUCUUUUAUUAAGUUGUGCAAAAGAUAACAGAAUUCUUUGUUGGAAUCCUAAUUCAAAUGAUCCUAAUGGCGAAGUGAUCUGUGAGUUAGCUCAGACUAACCAAUGGAACUUUGAUGUAUCGUGGUGUCCCCGUCAUCCAGGUUUAGUUGUUGGAACUAGUUUUGAUGGUCUUGCCUCUGUUUACUCCUUAUUGGGUGGGUCUAAUCAAGGAUCAGUGGAGACAUCAAAUAAAAUAGUUGAUUCUUUCCCUGGUAUGGAUCCAUUCACGCAACCUCCACCGUCAGCACACACUGAAGCAGCAGCAAUACUUAAAAAAGCACCAAAAUGGUUAAAGAAACCUUUUGGUGCCUCGUUUGGAUUUGGCGGCAAAUUAACUAUUUUUGAAAACGAGCCUGUUGAACCAAAUAUGCCUCCGAAUUCUAAUAGGAAAGUUUUUGUAUCCCAAGUGAUUACAAAUCAAGAAUUGAUUCAACGUUCCAAUGAAUUAGAGGCUGCUGUAAAAAGUGGACAAUACAGUGACUUUUGCAAAGGAAAAGCUGACAAUGCCCCCGAUGAUCAUAAAAGAAAAGUUUGGAAUUGCAUUGGUGCUUAUUUUGGAGAAAACGUAACGCAAGAGUUGUUAGAGCUUCUAGGUUUCAACAUAGAUGAAAUGAGCACCAAGCUGAAUCAAUUAGUACCUCAACAGGAAAUAGAUGCUGUUACUGAAGGUGUUUCAAACUUGAAUAACCAAGUCAAUGGCAAUGCUUUUGAUGGAAGCGCGGCAUUUGAUGCUAUUGCCGAACAAGAACAGAGGAAAUCAGUCACGCCAAGUAAAUCUCUGAAGAAGUCUGUCGAAACUAAUUUUAGGAUAAACACUGCAGAUGAUGAUGAAGGUUUGAUCACACAAGCCAUACUUCUCGGUAACGUUGAAGCUGCUGUAGCUCUGUGUUUUGAAAAUAAGCGAUACGCGGAUGCAGUGAUUUUAUCCAUGGCCGGUGGUCCGGAACUGUUGGCACAAACUCAGUACAGAUAUUUCUCAGAGCACACUGGAGCUUUAAAUUCACUCAUCAACUCGCUGGUAAGCGAAAAUUGGGUGGAUGUUGUUAGAAACUGCGAUAUUACCUGUUGGAAGGAAGCUUUAAUUGGUGUUUUCACUCACACUGCUCCCGAAGAGCGCAAUUCCUUGUGUGAUAUUCUGGGAGAUAGAUUAGCUCAAAGCGAUAACGCGAAUCUCCAUAAAGAAGCUCAAAUCUGUUAUAUUUGCUCGGGCAAUUUGAACAAGACUAUUGAAGCUGCGGAUUCUGAUAUCCAAGAGACCGUCGAACUCGUGACGAUGAUGCAAAAAGCCCUGGAAUUCCACACGACACGCAAAGUGAAUGUUGAAGGCAAUAUCGCCGCAGUACUUACUCGUUAUGCGGAGAUGCUCGCUGCAGAGGGUGAUCUCGACGCAGCUCUGAACUAUCUCGGAAACAGCCAGGAGCCGAGAAUCACGAUGCUGAGGGACAGGCUUUACAAGGCGCUCGGUCAUAUUUCUAUGGAGCCUCAACGCACGAGCAUAGGACGAAAUGCUCCGUACCAAAACCAGAAUAUUUACUCUCAAAACCAGCCACUGGGCAGAAAAUCUAUCCCAGGUGGACCCCAGAGUAUGUUUGCACCAGUGCAGCAAUCGAUUCCUGCACCGAUACCGUCUCAGCAACCCACGUGGAACACGGCGCCUACGAAACAGGCCUAUACUGGCGCUGCCAAUCCUUCGUUCGGUGGAGGUGUCGUAACGAGUCAACCUUAUGGUGGCAGCACAUUUACCCCGACCAUACCGGCUCCACUUCAGACACAAGCGACGUCAAAUGAUCCUUACGGCCAAUACGGACAGACUCCUCUGACCCCAUCUGUGCCACCACCGCCGCCAACCGCGGCCACCAGUGGUUCCAGACCAUCUAGCGUCGGACCACACUCCAGGUCCAAGUAUAUAUUAGAUCCUUCAGUGAAAUCUGGUCCGUCGUAUGGAUCCAGUUAUUCGCAGACUCAGUACGGAGUACCGACGCAGCCUCAGACUUUCCCUGCGCCCGGUGGCUUCCCAGCACAAGCUCCAUAUCAGCAGUCACAGCCAGUUGGGGGCUACGGAGGCUACGGUAGCGGAGGCGCACAGAACACAAUCUAUAACCCUGCGGAGCCUGAGCUUCAGCAACAACAAAGGGCUGCUCAGCCAAGUAUUUUAAAUCCGAGUCCUGUAAAAGCUCAAUCGCUGUAUGAUCCAACGGUUGCUACCCAACAAAUUGUGUCACAAGGAGGUAUGGCUGGACAAGUGCCGUCGCAGCCGCCGGUCGCCAACUAUUCGAAUGAGAAUACGUAUCAGCCUGGAUCUCAAACCUCUGGAUGGAACGAUCCACCGAUUUCCUCCAAGACCGCCAAAGCGCAGCCAGUAAUGGCUUUGUUCUUCAAAAAUGAAAUGUGUGCAGAACACGCUGGGAGCAGGAAGUGGAAAGCAAAGUAUGCAAAGGGUGUCGAUGCGAAGCCUAAAACGGAGUUCCAACGCCAAGACCCGAUCAUGCAUCCGCUGAGAGGAGCACCACCUCCAGAACCUACAGUAUACCAACAAGAUCCAGGAUACCACCAGCAUCAGCAGACCUACCAAGAUCCUCAAGCCAUGUACAAUCAAUACAACCAAAACAUUCCUGGAAUGCAACAGUACAAUAGGCCAAACGAUCCGCUUCCACCAGUGCAACCAGCACAAAUUGUGAGAGCUCCAGAGCCUGAAAAACCAAAGGCACCCAUUCCAGAGGAACACAUAAUACUGCAGAGAGUUUUCAACGAAUUGAAGGAGCGGUGUUAUAACAAUGCUAGAAAUCCGCAAGCAAAGAGAAAAUUAGAUGAAGUAACGAAAAAACUGGAAGUUUUUUACGAUUACCUCAGAGAACAGAAGAUCUCUCAAAGCACGUUGCAAGGUCUCCAUCAAAUUUGUAAUUUGAUUCAAAAUGAAGACUAUCAAGCAAGUUUGAAAAUACUUACACAACUAGUUUCUGGACCAGAUUUCAGCCAAAUUGCUCCAUUCAUGCCAGGAAUAAAAGUAUUAAUACAACUUUCUGUACAGAUGGGUGUUUAUGUAAAUGAUUUAAAUAAUUCGAAUCUGUUAAGGGAUGUACAACAAUAACGUUCAUAUCUAUAUUUUUGGUUAAUAUUAGGUACUUUAUAAUGAUAUACAUGUAUAAAAAGACAUUAAAAAUCAAUUUAUAGAAAAGUUUUAAGUAUUAAAGUUUUAUACUACUAAUACUAAAUUUUAAUCAACAGUUAGUUGUAUGUUUAAAUAAAUUUUAUAAAUGAAUAGAUUUUUAUAUUCAUUUAGGAUUAAA
This is a messenger RNA of Nasonia vitripennis (jewel wasp), 4318 nucleotides long. RefSeq names its product protein transport protein Sec31A (gene Sec31). Gene Ontology annotation, biological process: intracellular protein transport; COPII-coated vesicle cargo loading; endoplasmic reticulum to Golgi vesicle-mediated transport. Gene Ontology annotation, cellular component: COPII vesicle coat; endoplasmic reticulum exit site. The record is from RefSeq and is a predicted model, not a curated record. NCBI's taxonomy places the organism in Eukaryota, Metazoa, Arthropoda, Insecta, Hymenoptera, Pteromalidae. Bases 187 to 4119 code for a protein of 1310 amino acids. Gene Ontology annotation, molecular function: structural molecule activity; protein binding. The transcript has 15 exons.